This is a messenger RNA of Verticillium nonalfalfae, 1296 nucleotides long. RefSeq lists its product as uncharacterized. The transcript is spliced from 4 exons. The coding region runs from base 1 to 1296 and encodes 431 amino acids. The record is from RefSeq and is a predicted model, not a curated record. Lineage: Eukaryota; Fungi; Ascomycota; Sordariomycetes; Glomerellales; Plectosphaerellaceae.
AUGCGCUUUGCUAUCAGCGCCUUUUGGCUUGGGCUUUGGCUAAGCCGUGCGUCUGCUCUCAAGGCCGUGGACGGGUCACCUUGCCAGACUCUCUGUGGCAACGUUCUCGGCUCUACCAGCUCAGAUGAGCUGGUGUGCAAGGAGGAGGACUACGACACAAGUGCCGAAGGCGGUGUCUUUGAACGGUGCACAACCUGUCAGCUCACCAGUGGCUAUAUUGACGGGGACGAGACCGAUACGCAAUGGGCUCUUUACAACCUUCGGUAUGCCGUAUCAUACUGCCUUUUCGGCUACCCAGAAAACGAAGAUGUCGGAUCAAGCCCCUGCUUGACCAGCACUGCCUGCGAGCCAUUGCAACGUGCAGUUACAUACAAUGAGCUUGAGCCUAACGGCACGGCGUACGGGUACUGCUCUACCUGGAUUCACGAUCAGCUGCCUCGAUGCGCAUCAUGUCUCCGUGCUGGCAGCAACCACUUUUUCGCCAAUUUCAUGACAGUAUUGCAGGCCGGAUGCGAGCAAAUGCCCAUCAAUGGAACGCGUGUCUCCAUUGACAGCCCACCAUUCAUAACGUCUGCUGUCAAUAUUACCGAUCCGACACCGAUCGCCACCAACAUUCCCAAUUACUACCCGGGGCCUCUGAGCCUCGAUGCCCGAGUGGGCAUUGCGUUUGGAGCGCUGCUCCUCAUUCUGGUCGCCGUCGGAUUCUGCAUCAUCUGCAAUGGCCGCAGGAAACGCCGGACGUUCCUCAAGUCUUACGAUGAGAAGGUCAAGAAAGCCAUGGCUGCGUGGCCUACACCCAUCAACACCACCCGGGGCGAAUACUUUGAAAGCCCAUCGAGCCAGCACCCCUUUCGAGGCUGGGACGACACGCCACAAAGCCAGAAGCCGCUCCGGGACUGGGACAACUCGCCUCAGAGCGUGAGCACCGAGAAGUUCCAGACGAGAUACUUCUCGCCGUACUCGUCACAGUACAACAGUCCAGACACGGCAGUAGACGGGCGCAACAUGCCGUGGCCCGCCGACAAACCUCAGAUGAGGACAGCGCCGCAGGAGGUCGGAAUUGCUCUUGGCGGGCCAGAGCCUUCGCCCGUCUGGCAGCAGGAUACGAAAGGCAAGGCUGUCGGGGAGGAAUCUUAUGAGCUACGAGAGGUUGAUGGAAACUACGGGCAGCAUCUGGCACCCGCGUUGGACGUACAGCCGAUCCACCAGCCGGAGAGACCGGUCUAUGCUCAGUAUAACCCGGCUGAUUACCACGACUCCCCGCAGGACGACCCGAGGAAAGCUUAUGUGUGGUAA